Molecule: messenger RNA, 7835 nt
Organism: Toxotes jaculatrix (banded archerfish)
Lineage: Eukaryota; Metazoa; Chordata; Actinopteri; Toxotidae
Exons: 6
Coding region: 153-7205 (2350 amino acids)
Molecular function (GO): calcium ion binding
Source: RefSeq, a predicted model, not a curated record
GAAGAAAAAAGGAAGAGAGAGAAAGAAAGACCAGAAUAGCAUCUUUCAUAAUCACAGAUGAGAACAAAAGCCUGAAUAUCAUCAGACCGCUCUGCUGCUUCACUGGUCAAAGGUUCCCUGAACUGAUCAGGACCUGGAUCGAACCUGGUGUGAUGGCAGGUCAGAUGCAGAGCAGGACGCUGAGGCUCCUGAUCCUCCUCAGCCUCCUCAGCCUCACUGAACCAUUCGAGGUGAGAGAUGAAGAGUGGGAGCAGCUCAGCCCUGACAUAGCUGCACUGCACCGCCUCAGACGACUGCCUGAACACAUGCUCCAUCAAAACCCCGAGGACCUGUCAGACCAAAGGGUCACAUCUAUGUAUGGGAUCAAAAUGAAGAGAAUCAGCAGCAGGGCCGACACUGCCCAAAACCCGAUGAGUUUGCUGGAUAAUUUUCAGAAGUGUGAGAAUUUCCCAGCCUGCGUCACUCACAUGGAACAGGACUUCGACGACUUCUUGGCAGUUUUUGAUGAACAGAAGAUACAGGAUCGGCUUCUCGGUGCAUCAGAGAUCUCACACAGCUACAGCCAAAAACUUCUGGUCAUGACUGACAGAGAAAAGUCAACGAAUGAUAGAGUCCAACAGGAAUACAGCACGGAUCCUCAUUACUCAGUAAUAGUCAGUACAGAAUGCCUGUACAAUGAGUCAUGUUUGCCAGAAGCAGACGGCUUCACUGUCGUGAAGAUAUUUGGAAGUGUUUCAGAAGAUGGACGAACGGUGUCUGGUCUCUCUGGCUCAUCACUUGCAGAGAUGAUGCUGAAACCAUCACUGGAAGCUGCACCAGUUUUCUCCCUUGAUGGAAAGACAACCACAGACUUCCAACAUAACUUCACUCGGGUUUUUAAUGACCGCGGAGUCAAAGCAGUCUUAGAAACUAACCAGGAGAACCACCAGAUUUACCAGGUCAUGGAUCAACCUGGCUCAGUUUCCAGGUACCAAAUUCCACAAAGACCAGUUGACCACACCACACAGUACGACCACCAGCAGAUCCUCGUUAUGGAGAAUGACCCUGUGGUCACAAAAGCUGCCGCUUAUCUUUAUGAUAAGCACCCAAAGGUUAGCUCCGUGUACAUUCUUGAUGAAAACCAAAGACCAAAACUGAUCCAUGGAGACUCUGUGCCACUGUCAGAGGGCAGCAGGCUGGUGCUGGUGGGUCAUGGGGCGAGAGACAACUCAGGAGAGAUGAGACUGGCAGGGUACAGCGCCCACGAUGUGGCCAAAAUCAUUAAAAAGACCUUCAGAAUCAGCGAUUCAAUCAAAACAACAAGUGUGGUGGCAUGUGAGGUGGGAUCAGACGAAGCAUUCGUCAAAACCCUGAUGAGAGAGCUUCAUGAUACCUCCAGCAUCAAGACAGAGCUGCACCUGAGGGAUACUGUGAUGCAGGUCAGUCACACAGGACAGAAAAUCACCCAGGAAAUCUCUCCAGAUGGGCUGCACUGGCGACAUAAAGAUGACAGCAAGAAAGUGGUGGCAACCCUUGACAGGAACGGAGAUGUAAUUAUUAGAAAAGAGGCUGGCAGCAAGGGAGAGGCAGUUUUUAACAAUGAAAGGAACGUUCUAACGAACAACCAGCCAAAAGAACGUUUUUUGGUCUACAGAGACAGCUGGCCAACUGAGCCAAGGACAUUUAUUGACCAGAACGUUUUUCAAAAUUUUCCUGAAGAUAAACGAAAGAAAAUGAAAUCCGCGUGUGACAGUCUUGAGGCCAUGACCUGGGGAUUCUUUGAGCCAGAAGAUCUUCCCACAAAAGUCCAAAUCAACAACCUCCAGCAGUUACAGGAACAAUACGUCAUACGAGACAUGAACAUGGUCACUGAAAGCUGGAUAGUGGAUGAGGAGAAAAUAAGGGGUGUUCUCUCCAAGUGUUAUGAGAUUAAAUCAGGAAAAGAUGUUAGAAACAUCAUCCGUCACUAUGCAAAGAGCGGAGAAAAUGAGCUCACAUACCUGAUGGUCAAUGACUGGAUAUUUUCUGUUAAUCCUGAAAAUCUGUAUGUGUAUCCAGUUGGAAAAAAGCUUGACAACAACGAAAACAUAAAUGAAAUUAAAAACUCAAUUACUGAACAGAAAGGCAAAGAAAAAUACCCAGACAUGGUAGAAAACAUUUUCCGUGGAGAAAGUGACCCAAAACAGAAAUUUGCACAAAAAGUGAACUAUGCUAAAUAUGUGAAAGAUGUUUUUGUUAGCGGGCACAGCAGAGGCCUAACUCUGUCCACUGAGGCCUGGUUCACCACAUAUUUCACUGCAUCAGUUAUAUCUGAAUCUGCAAGAAAUUUCCGGACAUUUCCUCUGGUCCUCAUGGCUCUGGAUUUGGUCCAAUCAACAGACAACAACAUCAAAGAGAAAGGCCUGAAUUUUUUUUUUGAAGAUCACCCAAUGGCAAGAGGAUUUAGUUGGAUUGACCCAAGCAGGCGUGGAUUUAGUGGCUCAGCAACACCAGAAGGUUCCAGCAAACUGGAAAAUUUCAAACCCAGGCAGAGGGGUCAGUUAAUGAAAGACCUUACAAAAGUUCUAAAAUUCGAAUCCAACAUGUUCAGAGAGUGGACACAAAAAAGGAGGAUUAGUGGGGAAAAUGUACCGAAAAAGAUGUUUGACAUAGCAAAAGAAUUCAAGAUAUUGGAAGAUGCAUCAAAUGUUGAUGGAUUCUUAGAUGGUUACAGUGAUUUCAAGAAAAAAACUGGUCAACAUAUCUCAACACCAUUUGGAGAUGACAAAGAACCUCCAACAUCUGGAUCACUGGGAGGCUAUGACGAUGGCUAUGUAACGUCACAAGACCUGAACUCUGCCUCAGAAUUAGAAAAGUCAUUCAGACUCGAAUCCUAUUUCUCCAGGGCGUCUGCAUCAUUCUCUGAACAAAUCCACGCUCAGCUGAAGGCGAAGUAUGGUGAAAGCCUGGCAGGGCUACAUCUGCAGGAGGGCAGUGCCAGAAUAGAAGAUGGACAGUUCACCUGUCAGCUUGUGCCUGACGGUGGCGACGCUAAGCCUGUUGAGUUUAGGGUUGCGUUAUCUCCAGAGAGUCAACACUAUAGUGAAAAGAUGAUGAAGAGCAUUGACACAGCAGCUGUGGAGAUGGAGACGCACAGUUCAACAUCCUCCCAUGAAGUUAGCAAGUUUGCAGAGCACACUGGGACAGCUGUUGGGACACUAGGCUUCAUCCAGGGGAUGAGAGGAGCUGUUCAUGCUUUUCAACAGGGAGACAUCAAAGAUGGUGUGAUGGGAGCUUUGCAAACAGCUCAUGGAGUGACUGCUAUGACAACAUCUGUUAUUGCAAAACAAGCUCUGUCCUCUGAGACAAGAAUCGCCAGAGCUGCAGCGACAGUCAUGAGGAGCCCUGCUAUGAAGGGUGCUAUGGCAGCUAUACCAAUAGUGGGAAUUGGAUUUGGCAUAUACAAUUUUGAACAAGAUCUGGACAGAGGUGACACACAGGGAUUCAUUGACGCUGUCCUUGAUGGUGAAAUGAUUAUUUUGGAUGUUGUUGAAAUUGCUCAGCCUGAACUGGCACCAUUUAUAGCACCUUUAAGCCUGGCUCUAUCAGCGAUUCGGAUGGUCAUUGAUGAUGUUUAUAUGGGCGUCCAGAAUGAACUAAACAGCCUCCCAAAGAACGCUGGAAUUCUGGAUAAAGUGGCGGCUGUGUUUGUCGGCCUUGGGAAGGGUUUUCUUCAUCUUGUCGAUGAUGUAGCAAAUUUUUUUUAUGAUGGGCAAGAUGAGAAGAUCGAAGAGGGACGAAGACUUGUUGCUCAGAUAUCAGACUAUCAAAAAUAUUACACAGUUACAAAAAAAGGGACUGGGACCAGUGUCAUUGAUUUUAGUGCUGGUAGCUCCUCUUGGAAUGGAGGCGGUAUUCACUUCUACCUCGCUGAUCAGGGUCAGUCUGACUUCUGCAUGGACCAGUUUGUUUCUAGUGAUGAGAGUUUGGGGCAGAGAUGUUGGAAAAUUGAUACACAAGGAAGCAAUGAUAUCAUUCUUGGCCUGGGAGAGUCACAUAACCUAGAGUACAAGACUCUGGAGAAGAAAAUACUCAUGUUCAUACCAGCCGGCUCUGUAAAAGUAGUUUCAGGUUAUGAAGCCAUAUCAAAGUCCAGAUACGGGAUAUACAAGGGAAACAAGGAUCCAAAUCGUUUCUUUGCCGUUCAGAAAGCAGACAAUGAAAAUAUGAGUGAAUUUAUGUUGACCUACUAUUACGAGCUUUACGGUGAACCAGGCGAUGACGUGUUCUUUCUCGGUCCACAGAGAAGUUAUGUUGAAGGUUCUGGUGGAAAAGACACAUACGUCAUUCCUGACAAUGGAGGGAACACAAAAAUUAACAACUGCGAUCCUGCAAAAGCUCUGGACACUCUGCAUUUCAGUGUUAAUUACAGCCUCAUCUCUGUGUCUAAAUCUGGAGAUGAUGUUGUGUUAAUGUAUGAGGGCACCCACACUGUGAACAUACAGAAGUGGUUUUUAGGGGACCUGUGUCGUCACAUGAACAUGAUGUCAGGAGACGGAGUCCUGUUUGAGAUUUCCUCCACUGUGAUUUCUUCUGUGCAGCUGGUGGCCACAGGAAUAAACAAGAUGUCUAACAGCCGUGGAGAAACAGUGAACGCAUCGCAGCCACUUUUUCGUACAGUUACAAACAUCUUUGGCUCUCAGUAUGAUGAUGUGCUCAUUGGAAAUGAAAGAAAGAAUCUGAUAGAUGGAGGAGGAGGUGGAGAUCGUUUGAUUGGUGGUGGAGGAGAAGACAUAUACAUGGUGAAGAACAGAAAACAGUCUUCAGUGAUGAUUGAGAAUUACUCCACAGACAAUAAAACAGACCUGGCCAUAAUAGAAGCAGAUCUUCACACCUUUAAAGUCCGUGUGGAAGGUAACAGUGUUGUUCUGAAUGCUGCCAGUGACAGCACAGCCAUACAGGUGACUUUAGUGAACUGGUUCAGAUCACCAGAGGACAGGCACCUGCUUGUCCUCACAAAGGAUCUGAUCACUUUCACAAUCUCAGAUAAGAAGACCAACUGCCUGCAGAGUGACCCGUUCGCCAAGUGCAUAAAAAGUCAAAGCAUUGACUACAGCAGUUCCCCAUCUCCUCUGGUGGUGGACCUUCAGGAGCACGAGGACCUUCAGAGUGUGACGGAGGUCCGUGGGUCAAAGUUUAACGAUGUCAUCCGAGGGAACAAAGAACACAAUGUUUUCAUCCCAGGAAGAGGAGACGAUUUCAUUGAGGGCAGAGGAGGAGAGGACUGGUACGUCAUCACACCAGGCCAAGGAGUGAAAACCAUCAACAAUCAAUCACCAGAUUUAGUCUUGGACGUUCUCUUCCUGAAAGAAAAAUAUCAGAAUAUAAGAUGCACUUGUGAAGGACAAAGUAUCAUCAUUCUGGUAAAUGGCAGAAAAAACGCUGUCUUACAAAACUGGUUUGAUUCAAAGACUCAUCAGCACCUGCAGAUCAAGACCAGUGAUGGAAUAACAGCUGGACUGAUGUCCAACCUCAGCAGCUGUAUUAAGUCUCUAAUGUUACCCUUAACUGUUGAUUACAGAAACCAGAAACCUGAACCACUUUGUUCACUCCAAACACACCUCCAGAACUGGGCAGCUUGUGUAGAAACACAGCCUGGGUGUUUCAGAUACAGAAGCAAGGAUUCAGAGAAGGUCCUCUGUGACCUCCAAGGCAAAGUGAUGACAACAAAUGAAGCUGAUUCAGUGAGAGAAAUGUACGGCUCCCCGGGCUUCGACAUCAUGGUUGGGAACGGCAACGACAAUUUGCUUGAUCCUUAUACUGGGGGAGCGCUGAUGUUUGGAGGAGAAGGAAAAGACACCUACCUAAUCAAACAUGGAUAUGGAAACAACUCGAUGAUUGAUAACUUUGCAGACGAUCAGAAAGUUGACACUGUGCUGGUUGACAUGGAUUUCAUCGAUGGCAGCCAAGUCGCACUGGACUCAUCACCAACAGGAGACAUGAAUGUGAAGAUCACAACAAAAGGGGAACAGCUAAAAUUCACUCUGCUCAACUACAGUAACAGUUACCAGCACCAGCACCUGGAGUUUCAGAGCUCUGACGGAGUGAGUUUUAAAUUGAAAUCACUAAACUCCACUGGAAGUGUCCCUGUCUUUGAGACUGAAGCUUUCAAAGUGACUCUGAAACAAUCGCAGGUUGACUGCCACCUGGACCUCAGCUCUCACAGGAAUCUGUCAAAGGUCCGUGCUGUGCAAGGCUGCCCCUACCUGUCCAAUAACAUACUAGGUAAUGAUCAAGACAGUGCUCUGAUUGGUGGAUGGAAGGAUGACGCUUUGGAAGGAGGCCAAGGAGAUGACACAUUGAUAGGAGGAAAUGGAGCUGACAUCCUGAUUGGUAACCUGGGGGACGACACUUUUUAUGGCGAGGACGGAAACGACACAAUGAUGGGAAACUCCGGCAAUGACGUCUUCAUUCCUGGACCAGGGGCAGAUCUAGUGGAUGGAGGUCCUGGCAGAGACACUGUUCUGUACCGGGGUGAUCAUGAGAAGGGUAAAGGGGUUUAUGUCAACCUGCUGACAGGACAAGGCCGUUACGCUGAUGCUGAGGGGGACGUGUUGAAGGAUGUGGAGACGGUGAUCGGCACCAUCUAUUCCGACAUUUUGGUGUCUGGUUACGAAAGUUCCCUUCUCAAAGGCUCAGAUGGGGACGACAUCCUGGUGUCCGCCGGUGGUGAUUACCUGGUCGGGGGUGACGGAAAAGACAUUUACAUGUUGGCUUUCCACCGCGGCUCAGUCACCAUUGACAACUGCGCAAAGGACAACGCCACAGAUGUCUUGUACUUAAGAUCAGGGUCAGCACUGGCAUUUGACUGCCAGGUUUCAUCUGACAGAGUUGUCCUGCACUUCUUUGGGGUUCACCACACUUCUGUUAAAAUUGCCCUGAAAGGCUGGAUCAGAGAUGAUGAUGAAUGUGGUCACCUGGUGUUGGUCUUCAGAGAGGUUAAGGUGUCAGUGGACAGGCUGUUUCAUGAGUGUCAGUUAAGACAGAGGGAAUUGUUUUGGUCGUCAGUCUUCAGCUGGGCUAUCGGCGUCAGUCUUGUCGUCUUCCACUGUGUUAUCAUGUUGCUCACGUGCAGAGGAUUAAUUAGGAGGAGACAACAAAAGACACUGAAACAAACAGAAACUGUUGCUCUUGAAGAGUUAGAUGCUAUGGAGGACAAAUGGACAUUUGCCUUUGAAUUUCUCUAAAACAUAAUCUCUGAACAUGACUGAUCAUUCCACCAGUCACUUGUGCUUUUCAGUCGUUUAUUUAGUGCAGUCAGGAGGAUGGUUCUUAAAACUGAUCACAUUUAGUACAGUUUUAAAUGAGUUAACAUUUAAACUCAUUUAAAACUGUGGAUGUGCCAGUUCUCUGAGUCGUCUUCUAACACCUAAAUGCCCUGUGGAUGCUCUGAGUAUCACAAAUGAAAUCUUAGUCACCUCCACUGUUGCAGCAGAGGCAGAGCUCAGUGCCAAAUUUCUCACAAACUCAGGAGUUUUACUUUCUAUGUGUAAUAAAUCCCACCUGUUAGCUUAGCUCUAAGUGUCAGUGUGUGGCAGUACUUUCUUUCUGGCCUCAUUUUGCAUGUUAGCAUAUUAACCGAAUCUGACAUUUCUGUGUGUCACAUGUUCACGGUGCCUUUGUGGUCUCUAUCCACACGCCUGUAACUCAUCUGUUUGUAUCUUAUAUCCACAUCCUGGCGAAGGCUUCCAGCUGAAACACGCUGGCGUCAGUUGUGUUCUAUUAAAGGCUUUGUGUGAUUUAUACCUCAACACUGAGAGCACCUUGGAUGUUUUCCUCCUGUUUGCAGCCAUCAUGGCCUCUUUUUUCACUCCAGA